GGGUGUUCAAGGUAUUGGUAAUCCUGGCCAACCGGGAGCAAAAGGUGAACCAGGGGAGAGGGGUCUUAUGGGUCUCAUUGGAAAGACAGGUGCAAAGGGAGACUCUGGAGACCCAGGACAGAAUGGAGAACCUGGAAAAACUGGUCCACAGGGGCCAACGGGACAGCGUGGUAAGGAUGGAGAAAAGGGAGAUAAAGGAAAUGACGGUACUGCGGGUGAACCUGGAACCCCAGGAAGUUCUGGAGAGAGAGGUCUGAGGGGUCCUCCAGGGAUCAGGGGCAUUCUAGGAGAAAAGGGAGACCAA
This is a messenger RNA of Staurois parvus, 304 nucleotides long. NCBI's taxonomy places the organism in Eukaryota, Metazoa, Chordata, Amphibia, Anura, Ranidae. The record is from the annotation of a GenBank genome assembly.